AUGGCUACGCCUCAGGUUUGUAUCAUCCCCGGCGUGUCAGCGUUCUCCGAGUUUCGGCGCCAAGCUCUGGCCUCCAACAUAGGUGCACGAGAUGUCCAAGGGCAGUAUAUUCACUAUGUCGAACCAGCAGGUCCCCUUGACUCUGAGAGCAUCGCCCUCCUGAUGAAAUUGUUGACCGAUGGGCACCAUGAAGAGGCGCAAGAAAAGGAGGACGAGUCUUCAACAGUACUCCACGUCUUGCCAAGACCGGGAACUAUAUCGCCAUGGAGUUCGAAGGCUACGAGCAUUGCACACGUGUGCGGGCUGCGAAAGGUCGUGCAGAGGAUCGAAAGAGGCAUCAAGAUCACAGUUUUUCUCGAGGACGGCCAAUCUCUGGACAAAGCGAGUCUUGACUUCCUGUAUGACCGGAUGACAGAAACCAUUUCACCAGAUGAGCCCGACCUAAAUCUCUUGUUCCUGCACCAGGAACCCGGUACGCUUGGGACUUAUGACUUAUAUGAUGGUGGCAACAACCCUAUGGAGAUACUGCGAGACUUGAACCGCAAGCUAGGUCUCGCGCUCGAUGACUCGGAGAUUCGGUACCUCGUGGAAGCAUAUUCGAAGGAUGGUCCUGUGCCGAGAAACCCCACAGAUGUCGAGCUUUUCAUGUUUGCCCAAGUCAACUCCGAGCAUUGUCGACAUAAAAUCUUUAACGCAAGCUGGACCAUCGACGGCAAGCCAAAGACCAACACGCUAUUUGGCAUGAUAAGAAACACUCAUAAGCAAACUCCAGAAGGUACUAUCAGUGCGUAUAGCGACAAUGCAGCCGUGCUUGAGGGCAGUAAUGGAAGUCAGUGGGCUCCGGACGAUCUCAAUGGUCAGUGGAAGGCAACGAAAGAAGGAGUGCAUAUGCUCAUCAAGGUCGAGACGCACAACCAUCCCACUGCCGUCUCUCCAUUUCCAGGAGCCGCUACAGGUUCAGGCGGCGAAAUCAGGGAUGAAGGCGCAACAGGACGGGGCGCGAAACCAAAAGCAGGACUAUCAGGAUUCUGCGUAUCCGACCUCUCAAUACCUGAACACCGGCAGCCGUGGGAACUUGACUAUGGCAAACCCCACCACAUUGCAAGCAGCCUUGAGAUUAUGGUCGAAGCCCCCAUUGGAAGCGCAGCUUUCAACAAUGAGUUUGGUAGACCAUGUACGGCAGGCUACUUCAGAACACUGUUGGUAGAUAUGAAGACAGGUAAAGACUCUUCAGAAGUCAGAGGCUAUCACAAGCCCAUCAUGAUUGCCGGAGGCGUUGGCACUGUCCGGCCACAACACGCACUGAAGGACCCAGGAAUUGUGAACAAUGGUGCUUUUCUGAUCGUAAUGGGCGGACCGGCUAUGCUCAUUGGCUUAGGAGGCGGCGCAGCUUCCAGCGUCAGUUCCGGAGAGGGGACUGCUGAACUGGACUUUGCAAGUGUUCAGCGUGGCAAUCCCGAAAUGCAACGGAGGGCUCAGGAAGUCAUUACUGCUUGCACCGCUCUCGGCCCGCACAAUCCUAUCCUCUUCAUCCAUGAUGUUGGUGCAGGUGGUCUGUCGAACGCACUGCCGGAACUUGCUAAAGACUCCGGUCUUGGGGCAGAAUUUGAGCUUCGUGAUGUUGACUGUGCAGAUAAGAGCAUGAGCCCCCUCCAAAUAUGGUGCAAUGAAGCCCAGGAAAGGUACGUUCUGGCGGUCGCACAGGAAGGCAUGAACAAGUUCAGAUCAAUCGCCAAGCGAGAACGAUGCGAGAUAUCGGUUGUCGGAAGAGCGACGAAGCGACAGGUAUUGAGGCUGACCGACCGAAACCACCCGGCGAAUGGCUAUGAUCAGCAAGACCCGAUCGAUCUCCCCAUGGAAGUUCUCUUCGGCAAGCCGCCGAAGAUGACCAGGGACGUAACGACGAGAAAAGUGGAAUUACCCGGGUUCGACACAAGUUUGACCAUGUACGCGCCCCAGGCCUCCACGGACGGUCUCCUCGAAGAAGCAAUUUCUCGAGUACUGCAAAUGCCCGCGGUCGGGUCAAAGUCUUUCCUCAUCACGAUUGGAGACAGGACCGUCGGCGGGUUGACGGCCCGAGAUCAAAUGGUCGGGCCAUGGCAAACCCCAGUGGCAGACGUCUCCGUUACCGCCACGUCCCUCACAACCGGCAUCAAAACAGGCGAGGCGAUGGCAAUGGGCGAGAGACCCACCGUUGCCCUCAUCUCUCCGACCGCAUCCGCUCGCAUGGCUGUCGCCGAAUCGCUGAUGAACUUGACCGCAGCAGACCUACCGGACCGGCUUUCCCAAGUCAAGCUCUCCGCGAACUGGAUGUCCGCGGCAAAUCACCCGGGCGAAGGUGUGGGAAUCUACGAGGCCGUCGAAACGCUAGGCAUGGAUCUCUGUCCCAAACUAGGCGUCUCUAUUCCCGUGGGCAAAGACUCCAUGUCCAUGAAAAUGAAAUGGUCGGACCCUUCAAGCAGAGAAGCCAAAGAAGUCACCGCCCCCUUGUCCGUUGUCAUCUCAGCCUUCGCCCCGGUCCUGGAUAUCCGCAAGACAUGGACCCCGCAACUCAAACGCCACCACGAAGUCGGCGAAACGACCCUCUUCUUCGUCGACCUGGGUCUCGCACACCGCGCGCUGGGAGGUUCCAUCCUCACCCAGUCCUUCAAACAAAUUGGCGACGAAGCCCCGGACAUCCGCUCCGUCUCUUUGUUCAAAGACUUUUUCGAUGCCACACAGCAGCUUCACGAGCAAGAUCUCGUGCUCGCCUACCACGACCGCUCGGACGGCGGCCUCUUCACCACCCUGGUCGAGAUGUCCUUUGCCGGCCGCUGCGGCAUAGAAAUCAUGAUCAAUGACAUUUGUCCCACGCCACGCACACCAGACGUGAUAUCGUGCUUGUUCAACGAAGAACUCGGCGCGGUCUUCCAGGUGCGAAAGUCGGACGAAAACCGCUUCAAGGCUUGUUUCGCAACCUGCGGUCCGCCGCCAGGCUUAAUCCACAAGAUUGGCCGCGUUAGUACGAAAUCCAGCCAGCAGAAUCUGGCGAUCUACCACGGCGGUAAACUGAUCUAUCGCGCCACACGAGCUCAGCUACAGCAGAAAUGGUCCAACACGUCGUACUGGAUGCAGCGACUUCGCGACAACCCGGCCUGCGCGGACGCGGAAUACAAUGGCAUCCUCAACGACGCCGACCCGGGUCUGUCGUAUAACCUGACGUUCAAUCCCAAGGAGAACAUCAACACGUACCGGGCGUCCCUGCUCAACUACGUCCGGCCCACGGCGCGUCCCCGCGUCGCCAUCCUCCGAGACCAAGGGACAAACGGCCACGCCGAAAUGGCCUUUGCAUUCGACGCCGCGGGCUUCACGGCUAUCGACGUGCACAUGAGUGACAUCCUCAACCCCUCGGCGCACCAAACGCACCUGGGCGUCGAGCACGACCUGUCCUCCUUCGUCGGCCUCGCGCUCUGCGGCGGCUUCUCCUUCGGCGACUGCCUUGGCGCCGGUCAAGGGUGGGCGAAAUCGAUCCUCUUCCACCCAGCCACGCGCGCCAAGUUCAAACACUUCUUCGACAGGACAGACACAUUCACCCUCGGCGUGUGCAACGGGUGCCAAGUCCUCUCCAAGCUCAAGGAUCUGGUGCCCGGAGCGGAGAAGUGGCCGUCCUUUGAGCGCAACGAAUCCGAACAGUACGAGGCCCGCGUCUGCAUGGUCAAAGUCUCGGACCCGCCUGUCGAGAGCGGCAUGCCCCCCAGCGUCUUCUUCCACGGCAUGGCGGGCUCGUCGUUGCCCAUCGCCGUCGCGCACGGCGAAGGUCGCGCCAGCUUCACCACGGAUACACCACGCUCCGUGAUCCCGCUGGGGAGUCGCAAGACGCUCGACGCCCAGAUGGCGCAUGACUUUGCGUACGCGAAUCUCGCGCCCCUUCGGUACGUCGACAACCACACCCUCGCGCCGACGACGGAUUACCCGGCGAACCCGAACGGGAGCCCCGCUGGUAUUGCCGGUGUGAGGAGCCACGACGGCCGCAUCCUAGCGCUGAUGCCUCACCCGGAGAGGACGAUUCUCGGUGGCAUCGGCAGUUUCAUCCCCGAGGGCAAGGUCCGGGACGAGAAGGGCGGAUUUGGGGAGUGGGGAGAGUAUGGGCCCUGGAUGAGGUUGUUUCAAAGCGCGAGGAGGUGGGUUGGCUAG
Cladophialophora yegresii CBS 114405 is the source of this 4173-nucleotide messenger RNA. RefSeq names its product phosphoribosylformylglycinamidine synthase. The transcript has a single exon. Gene Ontology annotation, molecular function: phosphoribosylformylglycinamidine synthase activity. NCBI's taxonomy places the organism in Eukaryota, Fungi, Ascomycota, Eurotiomycetes, Chaetothyriales, Herpotrichiellaceae. Gene Ontology annotation, biological process: 'de novo' IMP biosynthetic process. Bases 1 to 4173 code for a protein of 1390 amino acids. The record is from RefSeq and is a predicted model, not a curated record.